This is a messenger RNA of Musca vetustissima, 2005 nucleotides long. It is a transcript of the gene Hip14, whose product is annotated as palmitoyltransferase Hip14. The transcript has 3 exons. Lineage: Eukaryota; Metazoa; Arthropoda; Insecta; Diptera; Muscidae. Gene Ontology annotation, molecular function: protein binding; palmitoyltransferase activity. Gene Ontology annotation, biological process: protein palmitoylation. The record is from RefSeq and is a predicted model, not a curated record. Gene Ontology annotation, cellular component: Golgi membrane. The coding region runs from base 1 to 1950 and encodes 649 amino acids.
AUGUAUCAGAGCGCUUGUAAUGUGGCCACUACGGGCUCGUGUGCACCCAAUGCUGAGGCGGAACGCGAAAUCGAACGUCAGAAUGCCUUAAUGUCACAACAACCACCCACCCAACCAAUUGAGCCCGACUACAAGGGUGAAAUGGCCACAUUCGAUAUUGUCAAAGCCACACAGUAUGGAGCAACGGCGAGAGUUAAAGAGCUGGUGGAAGCUGGCUGGGAUGUUAACCAGCGUGACAGUGAAACGGUGACACUACUCCACUGGGCAGCCAUCAAUAAUCGUCGGGAUAUUAUCAAGUAUUUUCUGGAAAAGGGUGCGGUGGUAGAUGCUUUGGGUGGUGAGCUGAACGCUACCCCCCUGCAUUGGGCCACACGACAAGGUCAUUUGGGUGCUGUGGUCCUGCUGAUGGCGGCUGGAGCCGAUCCUCGGAUACGUGAUGCCGAAGGCUGUUCGUGUAUACACAUUGCAGCCCAGUUUGCCCAUACAGCUUUGGUGGCCUAUUUCAUUGCCAAGGGAGUGGAUCCUGAUUUACAGGAUCGUGGCGGCAUGACAGCCCUUAUGUGGGCAGCAUGGAAAGUGUGUGCUCUGGAUCCGGUACGUUUGCUGCUAACACUGGGUGCCAAUCCCGCCAUGGUCGAUUACACACACGGCAAUACGGCCCUGCAUUGGGCCAUACUGGCACGGAAUUCGACGGCCAUUAGUACUUUAGUUUUAAAAUCGAAGGCUUCCUUAGAUGUGCCUAAUUUGCGCGGCGAAACACCACUUAGUAUGCUAGAGACACAGGCCGGUGCCGUGUGGAUUGGCAAUAAGGUUAUGGAGCGGGUGCGUGAUGCCUCGCUGACCUCACAACAACGUCGCAGCCUGAUAACACGCAUCAAACACGAUAAACGUCUGCGUUGGUGGUCAAUGGUGGCGUGUCCAUUUACCGCCUUCUAUUUGGCCGGUGUGGUCUUCACGCUGAACACCCUGUAUAUUAUAAAAUUCUUUUUGUUGGUGUGUCUAUACGCUGUGUUCCAUACGUUGGGUAAGACGCUCUUCGAUGAUCAUUUAAUGGCCCUGCUACCGCUCAGUGUGUACUUGGCCACCAAGGCCUGGUUCUAUAUCACCUGGUUUGUGUAUAUCAUUGAUGCAGUGUCGUUCGGAACGACGUUACUAUUUCUGAUAUGUUCCGGUGGUUUGUGGUAUUGUUUUUUGAAAUCAUGGAAAGGUGAUCCGGGUAUUAUACAACCCACACAGGAACAAAGAUUUAAGACCAUUAUUGAAUUAUCAGAACGUGGUGGUGUUGGCUUUGAACCAUCCUCCUUCUGUUCGGGUUGCUUGGUACGCCGGCCCAUACGCUCCAAACAUUGCAGUGUAUGUGAUCGUUGUGUGGCCCGCUUCGAUCAUCACUGUCCCUGGGUUGGCAAUUGUAUUGGUCUCAAGAAUCACACAUAUUUUAUGGGUUUCCUGUGGAUGUUGUUGGUCAUGUGCGGCUGGAUGAUAUACGGUGGAUCCUAUUACUAUAUGAAUACCUGUAAUGUGCAUUUUGAUGAUUUACUGGCUGCCUUACGAGCCAUUGGCGACUGUAAUGCCUGGAUUGGUUUCGUUAUGGCCAAUGCCCUGCUGCACAUGUCCUGGGUCAUAUUACUAACCAUAUGCCAGACGUAUCAGGUCAUUUGCCUUGGCAUGACCACCAACGAACGCAUGAAUCGUGGCCGUUAUCGACAUUUCCAGGCACGCAGUGGCAAAUCACCAUUCACUCGUGGUGCUUUCAAUAACCUUAUCGAUUUUCUUGAGUGCACCUGUUUUGGGUUGUUCAAACCCAAGCGCAUCGAUUGGAUGAACUAUUACGAUUUCGAUGUACACACCUCGAAACCCAUCGAACAUGAACCGUUGUUGAGCAAUGGUGGCGGCGGUGGUGGUGACGAUUCAACGGCCGUUUCAGCUUCACAUAAUUUUCAGUAUGUGUAGGAUAAGUCGAAUCGGGAUGCGAUGACACGUAAAGCACCCAUAGCUAAUGUCUAAG